CUGUAUCCAGCUGGGUGGCAGGCGGAUCCAAGGGUCACCAUGAAGUUUCCAGGACCCCUGGAGAGCCAGAGGUUGUCUCUCCUUCUGGAGACGGCAAUCUCUAGAGAAGCUCAAAUGUGGAAAGCACAUGUGCCGAAAAUUCAGCCCAAUCAGGAUGUAGCCAUUUCUCCAAAGCAGAGGGAUGAGGUCAUUCAGUGGCUGGCCAAGCUCAAAUACCAGUUCCACCUUUAUCCAGAAACGCUCGCCCUGGCCAUCAGUCUUUUGGACAGGUUUUUAGCCACAGUAAAGGCCCGUCCCAAGUACCUGAACUGUAUUGCAAUCAGCUGCUUCUUUCUCGCCGCAAAGACCAUCGAGGAAGAUGAGAGGAUUCCAGUACUGAAGGUGCUGGCUCGGGAUAGCUUCUGUGGUUGCUCUCCAGCUGAAAUCCGUAGGAUGGAGAAGAUUAUCCUGGAUAAACUGAACUGGGAUCUUCACAUGGCCACACCACUGGAUUUCCUUCAUAUUUUCCACGCAGUCGCGGUGUCCAACAGGCCUCAGCUUUUGACCAUCCUGCCCAAGCUGAGUCCCUCGCAGCACGUGGCGGCCCUCACCAAGCAGCUGCUGCAGUGCAUGGCCUGUUACCAGCUGCUGCAGUUCAAGGGCUCCAUGCUGGCGCUGGCCAUCGUCAGCCUGGAGCUGGAGAAGCUGCUCCCCGACUGGCUGGCUCUCAUCAUCGAGCUGCUCCAGAAGGUGCAGAUGGAGAGCGCGCAGCUCAUCCACUGCCGUGAGCUCGUGGCACAUCACCUUUCCACCCUGCAGGCUUCCCUGCCGCCCAACUCUGUAUAUGUCUACAGUCCCCUCAAGCAGACCCUGGUGACCUGUAACAGAGGAGUGUUCAAAUGCCAGCCCUCCUCUGUCCCAGGGCCAGGUUUCUCCAAGGACAACGGCAGGCCAGAAGUGCCCGUCACAGGUACAGCCGCGCUCCAGCAGCGUCUGCCCGCUCCCGCCGGCUGCAAGCAGGCCUCGGCCAAGCGCAAAGUGGAAGAGAUGGAAGUGGACGACUUCUACGACGGCAUCAAGCGCCUCUACAACGAGGACGCGGCUCCGGAGGUGGUGGCUCUGGAAAGCAAGGGCUCCGUUUGCGGCGCCGACGUCUCGAGGCAGGAGGGCAACGUUUCCCCUUGUCCGCCUUUGCAGCCAGUGUCCGUUAUGUAGCCGGGGGCGCCGCUCGAGCGGCUGCUCCCCAAACCUCGCCGGACCUGGCACCGGGUAUUUGCAGUGGGGGGAGAAGGGGCCCAUACCUUGUCAGGCUGAACUGAAGGGAGCCAAAAAACAGAAAAAAAAAAUCCCAACCCUUUUUUGGAUUUUUUUCUUGUGCGGCUAAUUAUAGUUCCACUAUUUAAGCACUUAAAAACACAAAAAAGUAUAAAAAAUUUAUAAAAGACCCAAAAACUAAACAAAAAAAAGUAGCAAAAAAUUGUUCCUUUCUAGUGUUGUCAGUUCCACUGUUUUUCUGCUCCUGUGUGUUGUAACCCAUUCUCUAUGUCCGAGAGCUCACAUCGGUUGUGCAGAGUUGUUUCAGGUUUCCCAGACAAGUAACACCCCUCGGAUCCAGUUUCCUUCUGCUCCUUGCUCUCCUCCUGCUUGCUCCUGUUUUAAUUCUCCGCAAGUCUUGUGCAUGAUGUCCUGUACUACCUGACCUUCAUGACAGGGUUUUUUUCUUCUUUUUCCUUCUGAAGAAGAAUACUUUUUUUGUUUUGUUCGUACUUUGAUGUUUAAAUGUGAUACUAUUUAAAAAACUGGAUUUUAAAAAAGGUUAGUCAGGAAAAAAAACACAGAAACAGUGGUUGCAAACUGCUCCACUCCUAAGUAACCACAGGAGCGUGAACGUACUCUAGAAGAUUAGUGCGCCCAGCCACCUGCCCUCUGCACCUCCACAGACACCCCUCCAGCUAAGCACUGUCUGCUUUGAGACAGAGAAAGCAGUUGUUAGUGAACUCAACUAGGUCACUUGAACAAAAAGGGUAUUUCUUACCUGUUAGUUCCUUACCAGGAAAUACAGCACUCAGUGUGGAUAUGCACCAACACUCAACUCUCCACACCAAGUGUAAACCUUAAAUUUCACAACGAGUCUGCUUUUUCCAUCUUUAUAACCCUUUAGCGUGGGACCAGGACGGCUCAGUGAGGUGCUAGAGUGGCUAGUAGGCUUGAACGAUGUGUAAUUACCCAUCACAAAAACCCCAAAAGACCCUUAUCCCCAAGUUUUGUGUUCAUGUAACUUCUAACCCAGAGCAAAACCUUUCAAAGCGCGUCUCUCAAUGUUACGCCUCUCUUUC
Molecule: messenger RNA, 2315 nt
Organism: Nothoprocta perdicaria
Lineage: Eukaryota; Metazoa; Chordata; Aves; Tinamiformes; Tinamidae
Gene: CCNI
Product: cyclin I
Exons: 6
Coding region: 40-1194 (384 amino acids)
Biological process (GO): mitotic cell cycle phase transition; regulation of cyclin-dependent protein serine/threonine kinase activity
Cellular component (GO): cytoplasm; cyclin-dependent protein kinase holoenzyme complex; nucleus
Molecular function (GO): cyclin-dependent protein serine/threonine kinase regulator activity
Source: RefSeq, a predicted model, not a curated record